This is a messenger RNA of Cinara cedri, 10778 nucleotides long. The record is from the annotation of a GenBank genome assembly. Lineage: Eukaryota; Metazoa; Arthropoda; Insecta; Hemiptera; Aphididae.
CGUGUUCUUCGGUAAACAACAAUACUAUUAAGUGCGUAAUUACAAUAAUAUCAAUUAUUAUAAAUUGUAGGAGAGGAUACGGGCAGCAGAAACAUAUAAUAUUAUGCCAAAAGUCACUCCAUUACUCCAGUUGUCUAUCACAACAGUAUAUAAGUUUUUGAAAGACUCAUCUCGUUUGAAAUUUACUCGCGUACAAAUACGUAGGUACUAUUGUUUAUUUCUCAACAGUAUAAGUGGUGAAGUUUAAUAUUCCUGUUAAGUAGGUUUUUCGUUUCCCAAUAUACAAUGGACAAUAUUUAAGGCUGUCGUUCAGGUAAGAAAUUUCUGAUAAUAAAUUACGGGAUUUAAAAUCCGGAAUGACCGAGAAUCCAGGUUUUUCGAAAUCCAAAAAUUGUUGUAUGUAAAUCUUCAAUUUUGAUUUUGAAAAUUCUGAUUUUUAAUUUUUUUUUUUUUUAGAUAUUUUUAAUAUUGACAUUUUUUUAUCAAAUAUCAACAGUAUAUAUAUAUUUAAAAUAGUCAUAACCAGAAAUGAAUUUAGUAUAAUUGAUAUGUAAAAGAGAAAAAAAACACAUGGCAAAACAUUACAAUAUGUUAGUAUAAACAAUUGAUAUUAAAAAAAAAAAAUAUUGAAAUACAAAGAUCGGAUUUACAGAUUAAUUAUAUAUAUUAAUUUGACUGAAAUAUUUAGAGCACUUAAAUAUUACAUAAACUGUUGCUUUAGUUUUCGGCAAAUUCGGCUUUUAUUAUCUACCAUGAAAUGCAUUGUUUUAUACUACAAGUAUAAUUUAUACAGCUGAUCAACAUAACGCAAGACACUUAUUCUACUUUACACAGACUGAGUAGAACUCACUAAAUUUUGGUUUUAGAGUAAAAUCACAUAUUAUAAAAUUAAAAGAAGAUAAUAUUCUCAAAAGCAAAACGAUGGGUUUUUCAUAUUAUUUUAAUUAUUAUUCCAAAUUAAAUUUCCAAGCAUUUUUAUUUAGUCUUACAAGUGUAUUCACAGAGUACCUACUAAAUACAAAUUACUUACAAAAUUCGCAAAAUGAAAAUGUUUAUUAAUGGCCAUAUAUAGCUAAAAUUUGCUGAAAAUUGUAUCAUGUCAAGAAAAGAUAAAUAUAAGUUUUUUGGUUUAAAUUUAAAGUUCCUGCAAAUUCUUCUCAACAAAAAACAAAAUUGAAAAUAAUAAAAAUAUUAUUUUCGUAAAAUUUCCCGUUUUAGCCGGAAUUUUCCCAGAUAUAAUGAAAACCGUUUGAAAAAUCUAGAAAAUGACCUUUUACGAUCUAGACAAUAUUUGACAUCUAUUUUAUACAUUUCAGAAAAGGUGCUACACUUACAUAUCGAAGCAAGAUUUUUGGUAGAAUUUUUUGUAACAGUAUAAAAAAAAUAAAUAUCAUUGUAAAACCAAUACAUACUUCGCUACACUCAGAAUCUAAAACUGAACAAAAAUCAAAAUCAGUAUUGAUAAUUUAAAAUCCUAUAACUAUAAAUAUUAUUCUAAAACACGUGGUGAUAUGGGUAACCACAGUUACCACACGUCGAUUGAGUUGAAAUAUUUCAACUGUAUGGUAACCCGUGGUAGGUAUAUGAUAGUUGAAAACAUAAACUGGCUAAUUUAGUAACAACAUUUUAAAUGGUCGACACAAAAAACCUGUAUACACCAGUAGUGAAAUCGCAGCAUACAAUUGCGUCCCGAUAAUGUUUAACAACUACACUAUAAUUACGUCCGAUAUAAAUACAUUAUUUUCCUUCCUAUUUAAUAAAGAAUUAGGUUUGACAAUAGAAACAUAAAACAUUAUAUUACUAGAGGUAGGUGAAACAUAUUGUUUUCCAUCGUUUCGUGAUUAUGUACAUCAAAUAUAUUGUUUUCGUCGUUAAUUUAUUAUUAACUAAUUAAAAAAAAAAUGAUUUAAUGAUAUAAUCAAAAUGUGUUAUUUCGUUCAUGUCGCGUGUCGUAUUUAAUCAUUGGUUUUUUUAAAAAUUCUUAUUUUUCACAUAUUUGACGUCUUAAUUUCUUUAUUUCAACACUACUACGAAAUUUGAUGUAAGUAUUUUAUUGUACGUUUUUAAGUUCACCAAUACNUUACGUCCGAUAUAAAUACAUUAUUUUCUUUCCUAUUUAAUAAAGAAUUAGGUUUGACAAUAGAAACAUAAAACAUUAUAUUACUAGAGGUAGGUUAAACAUAUUGUUUUCCAUCGUUUCGUGAUUAUGUACAUCAAAUGUAUUGUUUUCGUCGUUAAUUUAUUAUUAACUAAUUAAAAAAAAAUGAUUUAUAAUUAUAAUAAUAAAAAAAAUAUAGGCAAGAUUAGGUUAAUGUAUUAUUAUAUUAAAAUGUUAUUAGUAUGUUAUACUAUUAUUAUUUAUAGUUGGGUAAAAAUUUGAUUGAUACAAUUUUGAUAUAAUCAAAAUGUGUUAUUUCGUUCAUGUCGCGUGUCGUAUUUAAUCAUUGGUUUAUUUAAAAAUUCUUAUUUUUCACAUAUUUGACGUCUUAAUUUCUUUAUUUCAACACUACUACGAAAUUUGAUGUAAGUAUUUUAUUGUACGUUUUUAAGUUCACCAAUACAUUUGUAGAUAUUUGAACGAGCAGAAAAAACACAGUUAAAUUUUGAAUGGAAAUCUUCAGAUAUAUUUGUUGUCCGUGUAAUUGAACUUGAAUACAUUGCCCAUAAAGAAGAAAGAAAGUUCGCAAUUGGAGGCUAUAUACGUGUUUAAAAUAUAAUCUGUAAAUGUUUGUACGAUUUGAUUUUGUGAUAAAAUUGAUAUACAGUAAAAUGGUAUUCUACAUCUUCAGGUUUCAAAAAGGAGAGACCAAAAAGUAUUUUGAAGUAAUUACUUAUUUAUGAUUUUAGCUUAUAUUCAUUACUCAAACUUAUAGAGCUUGAAUUUUUCUCCAUCAACUCUGGCCCAAAUAGAAUUGGCAUCCUUUUGAUUUGACGGAUAGUCAAACAAAUAAUACUGCCUAGUGAAUUUUCGGUAAAAAAUGAAUUAUAUUUUUUAUACAUUCUGAAUUCGGAUGAAGAAAUGCUCUCUUGUAAGUUUCUACAUUUUUGUUAAUUAAUAAAAAGAAAACUAAUGGUCUAUAAUUUCCAUUUGAUUAAUCGUGAAUCGUGAAAAAUUGUGUAAAUAACUUAGGAGAACUUAAAAGUUCCAUGUUCCAUCAAUUAGUAUUGUAUCAAGUUGACUUAAAAACUUCAAAUUAAUAAUUGUUGAAAAACUUGUUUAUUAUCCUCAUAGUUGUUAACAAAUAGAAACUUUUCACCUUGAUUACUUUUGAUAUUUUCUUUCAAUGAAUUAUGUAAAUCUAAUACAUUAUUUUAGCAGCUUGGGAAUUACAGAUGCUCGGGCAUGGUGUAUAUUUUUAUGAAUUAAAGAUAAAUCAUAACUGGUCAAUGGAAUAAUAAAUAAUAUGCCCAGAAUUUUUUAUUGUGGGCUCUUUUAUAGUUGACGCCUAACAAUAUUGAAUCGGGUAACUCGUCAAAAUUUCGCAGUUAAAACGCUAUGAGUUCACAGAUGUCAUCGUUUUUACAUUUAGUUAGGACAAUUUACUAUAAAAAUAUGUAAAUGUUUAAAUAGAUAUUGUUCACAAGCGACUGUUCCAUUUAAAUGGGUACGCUCAUUAUCUUGGAAAGUAUUAAAUUUUUCAGAAUUUGUUUUAUAGAACAUUCAAGAAACAAGCAGUUCUAAAAUUUCACAUUUAUGUUUUUUUCCAUAACUCUUACUUUUGGUAAGCACUACCACUAGGUAGUGACCUACUUUUGAUUUUCAAACAGAAACCAGAAAAUUAUUUUCAAAAAAUAAUGUAUUAUUACGAAUAUCAAUAAAUAAUAUGAUAUUAUUGUAAGACUGUUCAUGACACAAAAAAAUCAAAAAAAAAAAAAAAUCUUUGUAAAACUAAUACAUUCUUCGAUAUACUCAGAAUCUAAAAGGUAAUCUUACUCAAAAAAAAACAUUAAAGUCUCAAAAUCAUCUCAAGGUUCACCGUGGAAAUUAAACACUUGAGACUUUAUACAUGGUUUUAUAUUCGGUUAGGUUAGGUUACUUUUAAGUGGUUAAUGUCACCUUUUUUUUAUUUAUUAUCUUCCUUUGAUUUAACUACUACAGAUCAAUGUCAAAUGUUAUCAUCAGACGACAUAUUUAGACCGAUUAAACUAUAGAAAUGAAGUUAAAAUGAGCUGUAUAAAAUGGAGUACAAAACAAAUAUUUAUAAAAUAAAUUUAUUCUGUGUGUAUUGACUAUGAAAUAUGUUUCGUGUGAUUAACUGUGUAAAACAAAUUUUCCAUAUGUGUCACCUGCCUAAGUGACAACCGUUUUGUAUUAUUUGCAUACGAGUUUAAAAAAUUGUAUGAAAAACACAAAAUAAUUUAUACUUAAAGCGAUUGAAAGUUAUUCGUUUUUUAUACAUUUAGAGUUUAAAUAAAUGAUGCAAUCCAAUCCUUUGACGCAUAAUAUUACCGAGAAAAAAUAAUACCAACAUUUGGAAAAUAGCAUUACAAAUCUAAAAUGUUUUAAAUAUGAAAUAUUAUGAUAAUUUUACAUUUGGAAUCCAUGAUGCUUAAAACAAAUUUUAAGCUUGUUUUUUUUUACUUGUUUCGACUGUAUUCUAAAAUAAUUAGAACAUACUGCAGAAUCUGCAAGUCCAAAUCGAUUCUUUUUAACCCCUAGGUUUUGAUUUUUUAGUGGUAUAAUGAUCCAGACAGGUGCGGGGACAACGACUCAAGCCGAGACCGAUGCGACACUCGGGAAACACCGAACAGUCCUGACGGAAGACAUGGUUCGAAAACGAAAGAAAAGCACUAUGGCCGAAGAAGAAUUAUCUCGGUUGCCGUACAGCAAGUCCAAAAUCAUUUGGUCGAAUGUCUUAUAUAUUGUGAUUCUUCAUGGUCUGGCCGUCAGAGGUUUAUUUUAUUUGCCCACCGCUAAAUAUCAAACGAUAAUUUUUGGUGAGCGGGUUUCACAUAGUACAUAAGGAUGCACGUUUUGCAUUAGACAUAAUUUAUUAACUAUUAAUUAAUUAAUUAAUUAUUAAUUCAUAAAUUUAAACGUUUAAAACAAUUGAAACGUACAAGCUCUUUGGUUUUGCAUUAUUUUAAUUUUUUUUUUUUAAUCAUGUCAAAUAAUUUUUAGAUAUCUUGUAUCUUUUAGUGUAACAAAAUACUCGAUAUGGUACAGAGGUAUAUUUAAGAUUUCGCAAUGAAGGGAAUUGUUGAGUAUAGAUGUAAUUGUGAGUAAUUGUGUCAUAACAGUAUGAGCAAUACAAUUAAGCUAUAUCGCGUAACCCAGUAACCCACGAUAAAAAAAAAUUAAAUUAUUAAUUUAUAUUUUAUAUUUAACUGUUAAAUAUUUAUAAAUCUCCAUUAAAAAUUAUUCAGUGUAUUUACUAUUUAGGCAUUGAUAGUAAUUAUCGAAGUUCAAGCAAGAGGAAAAAUUAGUUAACAUUUGAAAAUCCCCUCUAUCUAAAAUACUUAAACAAAGUCUAAACAAAUCUUCCUAGUUUUAGAUUCUGAGCGCAGUGAGGAAUAUAUUAGUUAUAUUAUAAUGUGUUUUUUGUCUGUCUGUAAACAACUACCUAUAAUUCUACAUUAAAUAUUUCUCCGAUUUUCAAGAUAACCAUAUUUCUGGAUGUGAAUUUUGACUAGCAUGUGUUUUAAUAAUGGAAAUUUAUUGUUUUUGCAAUUUAUUCCAGGUUUUUCAUAAUUAUUGAGAACAAUUUAACAGAAAAUAAAAUAUCAUAGCAAUGCAUAUAUCAUAGGAAAACUAAUAAAUUCUUCGUUACACUCAGAAUCUAAUUUGACAGUCAUUAGGAUAAUAGAUAUAGGGUAGGAUAUAGGAAACAGGAUGGAAACUAUAUAUUCCUAAUCUUUCUCCUCCUAAGUGCCUACACUAUUGAUACCGUGAUAAAAAGUAUGUCGACGUAGAAUAUGAAAUAUAAUUGAAUCAUUGACCGUUGAAUCAAUGGUGAUACAUACACAAUACCUGUGAUACUGUCCAAAUUUGAUUAUUCUCCGUCGCUCCGAUAAAAUAUAAUUUUGUUUGCAGCUUAUAUAGUCGCCGGUAUCGGAGGAUUCGGUGUUACUGGCGGGGUACACAGGUAUUUCACGCAUAGGUCGUUCAAAGCGAAAAUACCACUGCAAAUUCUACUCCUUGCGUGUUAUACAGUGUCGGGACAGGUAUUAUUUUAUUUUCCGGUUUUCGAUAUGAUUUCGUUCGUUUGAUUUUGAUUUUUCGCGUUAUAAUACGUUACCGCUAUGCAGAACACUGUACCGGACUGGGUCCGCGAUCACCGGGUGCAUCACAAGUUCAGUGAAACGAAUGCCGAUCCACACAACGCGAGUAGAGGUUUUUUCUUCUCGCACGUCGGUUGGCUGAUGCAACGGAAACACCCAGAGGUUUCUAAACGCGGAAGGACCGUCGACAUGUCCGACAUCACCAACGAUCCCGUGAUACGAUUCCAUACAAAGUAAAACAAAAUAUAUUAUGUGAGAAAAAUGCGUAUUAUUGGAAUAUCUAAAUAUUACGGUUGACAAUUAUCGGGAAAUUAUGAUUAUAUAGAGGACAUUAGUGAACUGUAAAUUAUAAUAUAAUUACUAGUAUAAAAUGAGAAUAGUAAUUAUUAAGUACAAUAUUAUAAUGUUAUUAAUCAAUGUUGGACAGAGUCUAGUAAAUGUUGUAGUUUCCGCAAUGACAGCAGACAAUUAAGACUAUUAUAAUAAUAGAUAGAAAAUUCAACAUUGGGCGAAUAGUAAAUUAUAAUGUUAUUACUAAUUCUGUAUAUUAGAGAUUAUCAAUAUUAUUAAGUAUAAUACUAUACUGUUGGUCAUUAUUAUUUACCACUAGAUACAUUUAAUUAAUCGGUAAUCGUUUCCUAAGAAUUGAAAACAUUUUGAUAAAAUAUUUCUUUUAUUAUAUUUUUUUUAUUUAGAUACUUUACGCUGCUCAAGUUACUAUUGUGUUUUAUCUUGCCGAUAGCGAUACCGGUGUUAGCAUGGACCGAAAACUUUAUCGUAUCCGUAUUCGUAGCCGGUUUUCUGCGGUACGUGUAUAACUUGAAUGUCACGUGGUCCGUAAACAGUGUGGCUCACAUUUGGGGACACAAGCCGUACGACAAGUAUGUAGCCUAUUGUAAUAAUCAUGGUUCGGGACUUCAAACGUUUGCUUAUUUUUACGACUUAUCAUAAAAUCUAGCUGAAUGCUAUGGAAACCCAUGUCAUGUUACAACGAUCUCAAACAUGAAAAUUGAAAUUGAUUUUUUUAAGCUUAUUUCGGUUGUUUUUAAACAAAUUGAUAUUUUCUAGUUUUUCUGAUUAUUUUUGAUUUUUCGCAUAUCUCUGCUUAAUUGCUUUAACUAUGACACGUACCACUGACAAAAAACCUAAACAUUUUGGUUAAUUUCUCCGAUUUUCUCCGGUUUUAGAUUCGGAGCGAAGCGAGAGAUAUUCUGAUAUUCUCAUUGAUAUUCGAGUUAAUGAGAAAAAAUUGGUUUUUUAAAUUAAAAAAGAUUAAAAUAUUAAAAAUAAAGUUGUCAAAGGCAACCAUUUUUAUUUAUUUUUUGUUAUUAUUAAGUGUUUAUUAUUUUAAUAUUUUUUAAACAUUCAUUGUUGUCAUGGAAUCGCAUAUUGUUGUAAUCAUUUUACCAUAAUAGGACAUGUACCAUUAUAUAUGAUAUUAUUGACAAAGUAACAUUAUCAACCGAAGUCUACUCAGAAUGGUUUUUACGUUAGCAAUGGGUUAUCGUUGCUUACAGAUAUACAUUAAAUUUCGUCUGUAUCCUAUCUUCCAAACUUCCCAUCCAUAACAGUGGCUGCAACUACGUGCGAAGUAUCUCCGUCCUAUGUUAUUAUGAUAGAUAGUGUUCCAUGAAGAUAUGCCCAUUGCAAGAUCUCCUGAGAUGAUAAAGAUAAUCAAAUUUUGUUUUAUUACAUUACUUACGGGGAUAAGGACUAAAGAUAUGUGUAUUUGAAUUACAUUAUUAUGUUUUGGUAAUAACUAAUAACUUUUCGUUUUAUUAUAAUUGAAAAUUUGGUGUUUUUAAAUAAUUUUUUAAAGUCCAGAGAAAAAAAAAGUCUACAGUUAAUUACCAAUAAUAAUAAAAAUAACGUUCAAUUAUAAAAUACAAUUACAGCUUGCCGCAUAUAAUUAUAGGUAAUCGUAAUACUAAUUAAUAUAAAAUAAUUAUUAUUAUUAUAACUAAUAAUGACUGUACACUUUUUUUUCUUUUAAUAUUAUUACGAAAAACCUACGAAUAGAAAUAAUAAAUGAAUAAUAAUAAACUCUCCUUUAAAAGUGUUGUCUUUUAGAAAAUAAUAAAAUUAUAAAGUUAUUUUUUUACAAAAACAUAAAAAUUUAAUGCAAAUUUAAAUGUUUGUAAUCUUUAUCCCUGUCAGUAAUAUAUACAUAUAUAAAACAAUGUGAUUACAAUUAUUAUCUCCGGAGAUAUUACAAUGGUUAUCUAUGCCUUCGUGGGGGCAUACUGUUUUUAGAACUAUUUACUAAAAUUAUUUUUUCUGCUGCACAGGCGCAUUCAGCCGGUGCAAAAUUUAAUCGUGUCAGUACUAUCCCUGGGUGAGGGCUGGCAUAACUAUCAUCACGUGUUCCCAUGGGACUACAGAGCGGCCGAAAUCGGCGGAUAUUUGCUGAACACUACUACGAUGUGGCUAGACUUUUUCGCCGGUUUGGGCUGGGCGUACGAUCUCAAGACACCGUCCGAGCACCUCGUCCAACAAGUGGCCGUUAAUCACGGCGACGGGAGUUGGCAAGUGUCUGAUAAUACUGGAAGUUACAAUACUGGAAAGUGAUACCAGUUUCCGAAAAAACGAUAAGGAGUGAUUAGGAAAACCGAUUUCGAAGAAUUUAAGGCCAACCUAAAAUUUUCCAUUAUUUUAUGAAACGUACAUUGUCAGCAUUAAGUGAUAGUAAUGAUUAAAUUAAAGUAAUUCCGUGAAAACAUUAACGUUUCAAGAGUUUACUAUAAUUUUUAUGUUCUCAAACGAGUUGUAUAUUAAUUAAACGUUAGUGACAGUACGAUGUUUUUGAUUUUUUUUAACGUCAACUAAGGUAUAAAUAUAUCAAAAAAACUCAUGGGACUAAUAAAUUUAUCUAAUGACAUUUUUUUAGUNAAUUUCGGUAAACGCGAUUAUUUUAUUUACUGUUUCUAUUUUAUAUUAUAUUUAAUUGUACAUAAUAAUAUAUUUUGUGGUAUUUUUUUAUUUGAUAUGAUGAAGUCGUAAGAUUUUUAGCGGAAUGAAUAAUUUGGCAAGGCAAGAUAUUGGCAAGGCUGGGCAUUGACGAGUUAAUAAGUUGAAAGUUAAGUUUAUUUCAACUUAUUCAUUUAGCUUACUAGUUUGAUAUUUUAAUUAACUUAACUUUAACUUAACUCAUUUGCCUCUACAUUAACUUGAAAUAAACUUACAUUUUUUGUAUUAUUCCCAAUUUAAUGAAUAUUAUAUACAAUAUGAAUUUUCAUAUUAUUCGGAAAAAUAAUCUAUUUAUUACAAUUGAUCAUUUAAAAUAUUAAAAGUUCUUAAAUUUAAGGGUGACUAGAAUGUGGAGAAACAUUAAUGUAAAAAAUUAUGAUAUUAACACAUUAUAAUUAAUACAAUUAAAAUAAAUACAUAUAAAUUAAUAAUAAAAAUAGUACAGGUAUUCAAAAUAUUGUACUCGCGAUUGAACUGAGUUAUAUUUGUAUGAUAUGCAUUUCACAAAUGUCAGCGAAUACAUUUUUUUUCCAAAAUAUUGUUAGAUUUUAUUUUUAAUAAAUUUCUGGCCCAGAUUUAUUUUCAGAUUUUAGAUAUAUACUCUGUUCACAAUUUCCACUCUUCUACCUUUCCAAUCUUCCCAACGACGUGCGAAGUCAUUCGGAUUUUUUUUAAAAGGUUUUAUUCUUAGUGCAAUUUACGAAACUCAAUUUACACAACUUGGGCUCACACAGCUGAUUUUUAACAACUAGAUCUAACGGAAAAUUAGAGCUAGUAUACGAAAAUCAAAGACUGAACUUAAACAAAUUUAAAGAACAAAGCAACAUAAUAUAACUAAUUAUUUAUUGUUAUUUACAAUUUAUAUAUUAAUAAAUGCUAUUUUUUUCUUAUGUGUCAAUAGACUUUUAUCAGUGAUCUGUUAAAGAUUUAAAUAUUGUUGUUUUAGAAUCCAGUUCAAUUUCUAUCGUGUAAUUUAUUGAUCUAUUGUGUCUUACAUACUAUUCCUAUUAUAUAUUUUUUUUUAUGUACCUAUUCACCAGUAGCUAUUAUUUGUUUCAGUGGAAUUUUAUUUCCAUACUUAAAACCUAAUGUAAAUGCAUAUUUGUGUCAUUAUAAUUAUGCAUAACAAUGCAUUACGGCACUAGAAAAUUGUUUAAUAAACAUACCUAUAAAUACCUAAAUACUACGUGUGUUAAAUUACUAAAAGAUAUGUAAUAUAUUUUUUAAUUAUAUUUAGUGGUCCCUUUUUAGCUAUACGUUUUGCAAUCGUUACAUUUAUUUUAUAAACCUAUCCUCUCACCAAACGUAGUUAAUAUUUUAUCAUCUAUUUUAAGACUAAAACAAUUAUAUUAUUAAAUUUUUGUAUUCUUAAUGUAGUUAAAAUUACAAAAUAUAUAGUAUGCUUAGAUUGCGGUUUUAGAAAUUUUAUAAAAAAAAUUGUAUUCAAAAUACAUAUUAUUUUACUUAACCAUAAUAAAUAUUUAUUCAAGUAAAAUUGUAACUAUAUUGUAACAAAACGUAAUAUAUUUAGUAUAUGAUGUUUAAUGGUUAGCAAAGUUCACUUUUUAGAAUUUUAUUUUGCAUCCAAC